Molecule: messenger RNA, 1650 nt
Organism: Vigna umbellata (rice bean)
Lineage: Eukaryota; Viridiplantae; Streptophyta; Magnoliopsida; Fabales; Fabaceae
Source: RefSeq, a predicted model, not a curated record
UCUUAGAAAGGCUGAGGGUGAAGUGCGCAAUCACUUGGAGACACUAAAUAAUAAAACCCUUUGUUUGCAGUUCACAUUGGCACUCUCUUCUCUUCCUCACUUUCAAACUUAACCUAAACCCAAACUUGUCGUUUCUUCUCCCAAUCACCAUCGUUCCGCCUACCACUGCGUCAAUGUCGGCCACUGGUGGCGCCGCCAUCGCCGGUGGAAACCGAAACCGUAAUCGCCAUCUCGGUGAGAACCGUUUCUACAGUCCGCCGCCCUUGCGAAAACACAGAGAGAAGCAGGAGCAGCAAAGGUCUUCGUUGUCCAGAACUUCCUCGGAGAACAGGCCCGGUUCCUCUUCCGAUUGUUCGAUUUCUUCUCGUGCCACAUCGGAUAUGUCCAAUUUGGAUCGAUUGUUGGAGCAUAUCACGCCCUUUGUUCCCGCCCAAUAUUUUCCCAAGACCAACUCCAGGAAAUGGAAAACUAGGGAAGCUGAAUUGCAUCCAUAUUUUGUGCUUGGAGACUUGUGGGAGUCUUUUAAGGAAUGGAGUGCAUAUGGGGCUGGUGUUCCUAUAGUGUUGAAUGGGAGUGAAUCCGUGACACAGUAUUAUAAUGUCUCCUUAUCUGCCAUUCAGCUGUAUAUCGAUCCUUCAAAACCCUCCACUAGACUGAGGAAACCCAGUCAAGAAAGUGACUCUGAAUCAGCUAGAGAGACAAGUAGUGACAGCAGCAGUGGCUAUUGUCAUGAAAGAGGAGCUAAGAGUGUUCAUAGCAGUAGGAAUCAUCUUAAUGUUUUGGAUGCAAGCAAUCAUGCUUUGGAAAGGGUCUCACAAGGUAAACCUUUCAUGGGUUCAUCAAGUGAUGAGACUGAGAGCUGCAACCCUCCUGGUCAGCUUAUAUUUGAAUUCUUUGAGCAUGAGUCACCUUAUAAUCGUGAGCCAUUAGCAACCAAGAUUUCUGAUCUUGAACGACAAUUUCCAGAGUUGAAAACGUACUGGAGCUGUGAUCUUUCCCCUGCAAGUUGGGUUUCAUUUGCGUGGUACCCAAUAUACAGAAUACCUACUGGUCCAACAUUACAGAGCCUGAGUGCUUGCUUCCUGACAUACCAUUCCCUGUCAACAGCUCUGCAAAGUUCAAAUACUGAUGGGCUACAUAAUCAUUAUUCAAGAGGUAGGGACAUAUCGAAGCUAUCAUUACCAAUCUUCGGGCUUGCCUCACACAAGUUUAAAAUUUCUGUCUGGGAUCCUGACGGAGUUUCUGAAUGUCAGAAAGCGAACUCUCUGUCGCGGGCUGCUGAAAACUGGCUUAGGCUAUUGCGAGUCAAUCAUCCUGAUUACAAUUACUUCAUGACUCAUUAUACAUAUUUGAGAUGACCGGAGAUUCUCUCAACAGAAGCAGCCCAACUUCCUAAUACCAGUUUAUGUAAUCCCUGCCAGUAUAUUUGUGUUGUCCAUUAAAUUAACAGUUAUUUUUGCAUAUGCUCACAAACGCCUGAAUCACUUGUGUUUUCCUAAAUAGAACACCAGGGUCACUGCUUCAGUAAGGGGAGAAUAGGUAUUGAAAACUAUAUACACCUUUCAGAUUGAAGGGUCUGCUUCUGAUUUCAUACGGAUGCAAAAAAGAACACUAUUAACAAAAUUUAAGCUUUUUUUUUUAUGUCUGUUA